AUGUCUUCAAACACUGAUAACAAACCAGCAGAACUCAAAUUGUGGGGAGGUCGUUUUACUGGUGCUACUGACCCUUUGAUGGACCUCUAUAAUGCCUCUUUGCCAUACGAUAAGAAAAUGUAUGACGCUGACUUGGAAGGUACAAGAGUAUACACAAUGGGAUUGAACAAAAUUGGGUUAAUCACUGACGAUGAACUAGUCAAAAUCCAUGAAGGUUUAGAAAAAAUCAAAAAUGAGUGGGCCUCCAAUACAUUUGUUGAAAAAUUUGGCGAUGAGGAUAUCCACACAGCUAAUGAAAGAAGAUUGGGUGAGAUCAUUGGUAAAGAGAUCUCUGGUAAAGUUCAUACAGGUAGAAGUAGAAACGAUCAAGUUGCUACUGAUAUGAGAAUUUAUGUUCGUGAAUAUUUAUUAAAACUUAAAGAAUAUCUCAAGACAUUUAUUUUAACAUUAAUUAAAAGAUCUGAAAAUGAAAUUGAUGUUUUAAUGCCAGGUUAUACACAUUUACAAAAAGCUCAACCAAUUAGAUGGUCUCAUUGGAUUAGCAACUAUGCGACAUAUUUCGUUGAGGAUUUAAAAAGAUUAACCCAAAUCAUUGAAAGAUUGAAUUCUUCUCCAUUGGGUGCAGGUGCAUUGGCUGGUCAUCCAUAUGGAAUUGAUAGAGAGUUUUUAGCUGAAAAUUUAGGAUUUAAUUCUGUUAUUGGUAAUUCAUUGACAGCAGUCUCAGAUAGAGAUUUUGUUGUUGAAACCAUGUUUUGGAGUUCUUUAUUUAUGAAUCAUAUUUCAAGAUUCAGCGAGGAUUUAAUCAUCUACUCGACGGGGGAAUUUAAUUUUAUUAAAUUAUCUGAUGCAUAUUCUACUGGAUCAUCAUUGAUGCCUCAAAAGAAGAAUCCUGACUCUUUAGAAUUAUUAAGAGGUAAAUCUGGUAGAGUUUUCGGGUCAUUAGCAGGUUUCUUGAUGACUAUGAAAUCAACACCAUCUACAUAUGAUAAAGAUAUGCAAGAGGAUAAAGAACCAUUAUUUGAUUGUUUAUUAACCACGGAACAUUCAAUUUUGAUUGCUAAUGGAGUCAUUUCGACAUUAAAAGUUAAUGAAGAAAAAAUGUUUGAGGCAUUAACAAUGGAUAUGUUAGCUACUGAUUUAGCAGAUUAUUUGGUUAGAAAGGGAGUUCCAUUUAGAGAAACCCAUCAUAUUUCAGGAGAAUGUGUUCGAAAAGCUGAAGAAACAAAAAAAGAGUUGAAUACAUUAACCAUUGAGGAGUUCAAAGGAAUUGAUGGCAGAUUUGAAGAAGAUGUACUACAGGUAUUUAAUUUUGAGCAAUCAGUUGAAAAAAGAGUUAGCACUGGUGGCACUGCAAAAUCUGCUAUUUUGAAACAAUUGAAGAAUUUAAAAAAACAAUUAGAGUUAUAA
Molecule: messenger RNA, 1407 nt
Organism: Ascoidea rubescens DSM 1968
Lineage: Eukaryota; Fungi; Ascomycota; Saccharomycetes; Ascoideales; Ascoideaceae
Gene: ARG4
Product: argininosuccinate lyase ARG4
Exons: 1
Coding region: 1-1407 (468 amino acids)
Cellular component (GO): cytosol
Molecular function (GO): argininosuccinate lyase activity
Source: RefSeq, a predicted model, not a curated record